Molecule: messenger RNA, 761 nt
Organism: Vanessa atalanta (red admiral)
Lineage: Eukaryota; Metazoa; Arthropoda; Insecta; Lepidoptera; Nymphalidae
Product: gamma-interferon-inducible lysosomal thiol reductase-like
Exons: 5
Coding region: 90-761 (223 amino acids)
Molecular function (GO): oxidoreductase activity, acting on a sulfur group of donors, disulfide as acceptor
Source: RefSeq, a predicted model, not a curated record
UAUAUAAUUUUAGUACGCCGCGUUGUAACUUAUGUUUAAUAAAUAUAUUUUUUUGUGAUUAGCGACAUUUUAAUUUUUUUGAUUUAAACAUGGUGCACCUAAAAUUACAGUUUUUAAUUGUACUAAUUAUUUUGGAGAAUUUUACUUUUGCGGGACCACAAAAGAUUCAUUUAUCAGUUUACUACGAGAGCAAGUGUCCUGACAGUAAAUUGUUCAUUUUAAAGCAAUUACUGCCAGCCUUUCAUCUGCUGCAUGAUUAUUUGAAGUUAAGCUUAAUUCCGUUUGGAAAAGCGAGGAGCAUUAACUACGGGGAUGGAGGGUUCGAAUGUCAGCACGGUUCAGCGGAAUGUUUAGGCAACAUAGUACAAGACUGCAGCUUGCAUCAGAUGAAAGGACAAAGCGAUAAAAAGAAAUUGGCAUAUGUCGUAUGCGAAAUGCAUACCGAAGCUGCUUCACAGGGUAGAUUCGAUUGCGUAGAAAGAUCAAAUCUUUCGACUGAACAUGUCGAGAAGUGUGUGACGUCAGGUGAAGGAACAAUAUUGCAGCUCGAAUCUGAAUACCACACUGGUUUAGUAAAUCCCAAGUUUGUUCCGACCGUGACAAUUAAUGGAGAAUUCAACCAAGAGAUUCAGGACUACGCACAAGUAGACCUUAUCGGCACUCUCUGCUCCCUACUCAUUGAUUCUCAACCAUGCGGGCGAUAUUACAACUAUAUCGCUUUGAAUAACCUUAUGAAUACAAGUCCUAGAAAUACACAUUGA